CAAGCGGAACUAAUCUGAAAUUAGUUAGAUAGAGCAAACUGUGCAGCAAGAGAAGGAGAUGAUUGAGCGCUUAUUAGACAGGAAGAUGCUUAUGUCUGUGCGGGAAUUGAAGCAAUGGCAUAUUAUUGUUGAUGGAGAAGAUAUUCCCCCACCCAUCAAGAAUUUUAAAGACAUGAAGUUUCUAGAGCUAGUUUUGAAGAAGCUUAAAGACAAGGGAAUGGUACAGCCAACCCUCAUCCAAGUCCAAGGGUUGUCAGUGAUUUUAGUUGGAAGAGAUAUGGUUGGUAUUGCAUUUACAGUUUCAAGGAAAACACUUGUCUUUGUGCUACCAAUGAUUAUGAUUGCUUUGCAAGAGGAAAUGAUGAUGCCAAUCCUUAUUGGAGAAGGACCUUUUGGGUUGAUUGUUUAUCCUUCAAGGGAACUUGCUAAGUAGACUUAUGAGGUGGUAGAGCAGUUGUUGACUUCCAUAAGGGAAUAUGGUUAUCCUUAACUAAGACCUUUGCUUUGGAUUGGUGGAGAAGAUAUGCGAUCCCAAUUGGAAGUUGUGAAGAAGGGUGUUCAUAUUGUUAUUGCAACUCCUAGGAGAUUAUAGGAUAUGCUUGCAAAGAAGAAAAUGAAUUUAGAAAACUGCAGGUAAGCAUUAUCCUUUGAUUUAUUCUAGUAGCACCAUAUUGAAUUAGAUAAUCUGCUACCUUUUAGUGGCAGUCUGUUUUAGACAAAUUUAACCUAAUCUUGCAUGUGUAUCUACUUUUAGAGUUCAUUUGUAAUUAGUGGCAAUGUGGGAUGUGUAGUUUCCCUUCUCUUAGGAAACCUUUCAGACUUGCAUGUUAUAAUUAUAUAUUAAUUCCAAUCCUUAUAUGUUUUUGUGCUUGGUGCGAAGUUUGUUCCAUAUCCAUCCAUCUCUUUAGUCUUUCCUUUUCUUCAUUCUAUAGCAAGCUAGUUUGUAUUGAGGCAUCUCUCUUUAUAUACUUGUACUCUCUUAUUUCCUUCUACUAUGUUCUGUGUAUUUUUCUUUCUCAUCUGCUAUUACACUAUUAUCGGUCCAUUUGGGAUUUCAAUUGAGAGCUUUUUUUUAUAGCUGUACAGUGCUUUUAGAUAAAUAUGUAUUUAGUAA
This is a messenger RNA of Rubroshorea leprosula, 1114 nucleotides long. The record is from the annotation of a GenBank genome assembly. NCBI's taxonomy places the organism in Eukaryota, Viridiplantae, Streptophyta, Magnoliopsida, Malvales, Dipterocarpaceae.